AGCAAGGGAUAAGAAACCCUGCGCCAAUACUUCUUCCUUUUCCAGGCGGCUGCCGAAGAUGGCGGAGGGGCAGGUCCUGGUGCUAGAUGGCCGAGGCCAUCUCUUGGGCCGCUUGGCAGCCAUCGUGGCCAAACAAGUGCUGCUUGGCCGCAAGGUGGUGGUUGUACGAUGUGAGGGCAUCAAUAUUUCUGGGAAUUUCUACAGAAAUAAGUUGAAGUACCUGGCCUUCCUCCGCAAGCGGAUGAACACCAACCCUUCCCGCGGCCCUUACCACUUCCGGGCCCCUAGCCGCAUCUUUUGGCGGACUGUGCGAGGCAUGCUGCCCCACAAGACUAAGCGAGGCCAGGCUGCCCUGGAACGCCUCAAAGUGUUCGAUGGGAUCCCACCACCCUACGACAAGAAAAAGCGCAUGGUGGUCCCUGCUGCCCUUAAGGUCUUAAGACUGAAGCCCACGAGGAAGUUUGCCUACCUGGGGCGCCUGGCUCACGAGGUCGGCUGGAAAUACCAGGCAGUGACAGCCACCCUGGAGGAGAAGAGGAAGGAGAAGGCCAAGAUUCACUACCGGAAGAAGAAGCAGCUGAUGAGACUGCGCAAGCAGGCAGAAAAGAACUUGGAGAAGAAAAUCAACAAGUUCACAGAUGUCCUCAAGACCCAUGGACUCCUGGUGUGAGCCCAAUAAAGACUGUUUAUGCCUCA
Dipodomys spectabilis (banner-tailed kangaroo rat) is the source of this 696-nucleotide messenger RNA. RefSeq names its product ribosomal protein L13a (gene Rpl13a). The record is from RefSeq and is a predicted model, not a curated record. The transcript is spliced from 8 exons. Gene Ontology annotation, cellular component: cytosolic large ribosomal subunit; ribosome. The coding region runs from base 59 to 670 and encodes 203 amino acids. Lineage: Eukaryota; Metazoa; Chordata; Mammalia; Rodentia; Heteromyidae. Gene Ontology annotation, biological process: negative regulation of translation; translation. Gene Ontology annotation, molecular function: mRNA binding; structural constituent of ribosome.